Messenger RNA from Ostertagia ostertagi, 534 nucleotides. NCBI's taxonomy places the organism in Eukaryota, Metazoa, Nematoda, Chromadorea, Rhabditida, Trichostrongylidae. The record is from the annotation of a GenBank genome assembly.
AUGUUAUUGUUACUACAUAAAUAUGAAUACAUUGCCUUGUUACAGGUCACAGAUUCUUCCGAUUUUCCACUGUUCGACAUUUGGGUCGAAUCUGCUUGCUGUGGCCGUCCAGUAUGGGUUAUAGAAUCAUACGGUCGUCGGGUGUUAGUUCUCUCCGAGUUGAGUAGAAGAGGUGCAAUGUCAUUUUUGCCGCUGAUGUCUCUCUUCCGAAGAAGGGCGAGGCUUGCUGCACAAAGUGUGAUCGACUGGAAUGGCGACCUCAUUGGAUAUUUCUUGCCCGGCGACCCGUUUUUGAUACAGGACAACAAUCGAGGUCUAAUUGGUAGAUGUGUUCGGAUGGAAAGCGACAACGGAGCAUGUUGGCAGUGUUUCCUCGAAGGAAGCGAACGUGAGGUGGCUCGGCUAGAACGUGGUCAUCUGCGAUUCGCAUCCGACGUCUCGUUCCAGUUGAAGCUGCUCGUUCUUGCCGCCAUGGCGAGGGUGGUGGGCCAGCCACGGGUGCAAACCAACUGUUUUCCAUUUUUGAGAUACUAG